This is a messenger RNA of Paramecium pentaurelia, 384 nucleotides long. Lineage: Eukaryota; Ciliophora; Oligohymenophorea; Peniculida; Parameciidae. The record is from the annotation of a GenBank genome assembly.
AUGGGCAAUUCUGGAAGCUAAGAUUAACGCUACAUAAAGAGCAAGAUAGAUUAAAUCAUUAAAAGAGCUCAUAGAAUAAAGAGAAAGAUUUAGAGCAGUGGCUCUUCUGGAUGGGGUCCAAUAAAACAUGUAGGUAUAUUAGUUGAGACUGAUGAAAAUUAAACUUAUAUUAUUCAUCAUUAAGGACCUGAUGGAGAUGUAGUGUCAGAGAGAUGUGAAAAUUAUAGAAAUUAAGGAUGGGAAUAAGUUGAGCAAAUCCAUGUUAAUUCUCAUCUUACAAUAGGAUAAGCAGAGAAUAUUGGAGGGAAAGGUAAAGGUUAUUUGAGGAAUCUAACUUGUAUUGGAGUGGCUGAUAAGAUUUAAUCAGCAUUAUAAUCAGGAUGA